UGAGGAUGUUUAGCAAGGAGAUUGAGUUCUCAAAUACAAUACAGGAAGACGAGGUGGGACUCUGCAACAACUACACCGUUUAAAGCAGGAUAUCAACCAUUUAGGACAACGGGGAAAAUGAAAACACUGGCAGCUCUGACUCUCUGCCUGGUGGUGCUCAUGGCCACAGGCUUCCCUUUCGAGAGGAAGGGGGGCUCAGCCUCCGGCGGCGCUGCCAAGGAGAGACGUGUACAGUACGCGCCGUGGGAUGAAGUGAAUGUCAUUGCCCAUGGUCUGCUGCAGCUGGGCCAGGGGCUGAAAGAGCACGUGGACAAAACCAAAGCCCAGAUGAGGGACAUUUCAGCCACACUGAAAGUCUUUAAUCGCACGGUGAACGAAAUGGGGAAGGAAAGCCAGAGGCUGCGAGUAGAGGGAGAAGCCCUGAAGGGUCGCGCCCGUGGACUGGAGGAUAGAGAGGGUCAGCUGCUGAAUGUCACGGCCGAGCUGAGGGAGAAGGCAGAGGAGAUGCAACGGGAGAGGAAGACGAUGAGUGAGAGGAUGAGCCGGCUGGAGGAGAGGGUGAACAGCAUGCUGCAGGGAGCUGAUGCCAGGAACAGCAGUGAUGCUCGCAAUAUCCAGCUGAUGCUAGAGGCUCAGAACAGACGCAUUGAUGAUCUGAUGGAGAGGAUCGGACUCCAACAGGAAAAGCUUGACAAGCAAAAUGUGCGCAUCAGGACCCUGCAAAGCCAAAUCCAGCAGUCACGGCAGAGACCCUCCUCACGGAGCAGCAACACUAACGGCUCCGAGCACAGUGGCGUGGCGGAGCAACGCGACUCACCAUUCGAGAUGGCAUCAGACUGUCAUGAGCUGUUCCUGAGUGGAGAGACCACCAGCGGGGUCUAUACCAUACAGCCAAGAAACACAAAACCCUUUAAUGUCUUCUGUGAGAUCACAGCUGAUGGUGGCUGGACAGUGAUCCAGAGGCGUCAGGAUGGCUCUGUGGACUUUGACCAACUAUGGCAAGCCUAUGAGAAAGGCUUUGGCAGCCUGAAUGGAGAGUUCUGGUUGGGUCUAGAAAAGAUCCAUUCCAUUGUAAAAGAUGGUGGCUACAUCCUCAACAUUAAGUUCUCCGACUGGGAGGAUGACACCACAUCUGUCCGCCUCCCCUUCCAACUGGGCGGAGAGGAAACCAAGUACUCAAUCCAGGUUCAGGAGGCUGGCACUUUCAGCACCUUGGAGAGUUCCCUGGGACCUGACGCCACUUCUGGCCUGUCCUUCUCCACCAGUGACCAAGACAAUGACCAGAAAAAUGACACCAACUGUGCCAAACACCUCUCUGGUGGUUGGUGGUUUAGUAACUGUGGACACUCCAACCUAAACGGUAGAUAUUUCCAGUGCCCUCCACCUAAGCAGCGGCACCAGAGGAAGCAGGGCAUCUUCUGGAAGAGCUGGAGGGGCCGCUACUAUCCUCUGAAGUCCAGCGUGAUGAUGAUCGCCCCUGCAGUGAUUGAAACAAGUCAUAAAGAAUAGACCGUGACAGAAAGAAAAGAUCAAGAGAAAGAAAUAGAUUUUGGACUAUUCUUUAUUUUCUUGGUGCCUCAUUAAUGAGGUAUUGCUCACAAUUUCCCAGACUGUCUCCCAGUCUGGAAGACUUCAUACCAGAGCCAAAGCCCUCAGAACAGAAGCAAAAGAAACUCGCAUUAAAUGAGUUCCAUAUUUCCGCUGCUCUGUUCUCUGAGAGACAAGCAGGCUCCUUCCCUGCACCUACAGCCACAGAUGGAAAAAGAGACAAAAAGUUCAGCAGAGCAUUGUGUUGUACAAUUGCAGUUGAUUCCUUCUGUCGGCAUGAAGAAGGGGCCACCAGUCAGGAGAGCAUUACAGAACAAGUCCCAGCCUGUCCACUGUGCUGGAAGCCACAACGCACUCCCGACAAGUCGAGACUCCUCAAUACACAAGUGGUGUCAGCUGUUGUUGAAUUCAAAUGUGGGUUCCUAGCGAGUAAACAGCACUGUGAGUUUAAAAAAUAGAUUAGGAGCUGCUCUAAUUCUGUAGAGGACGCUUGGGAGAGUGAAAUCAGGCUUAUUAAACAAGCCUUUUAAACCCACUGACCAGGACCAAAGGGGGAUUUUAUUAAAUCAAAGUCCAUGAAAUUAGUGUUCAAAAACAUUAUGUAAAGCUAUACAUCACUGUAUACUAGGAUUAUAAUGCAGAGACUGUGCUAAAACUGAUGUUGGUAAGCAGUUUGUAGAACACUGAAAACCAUUCCAGCCUUUUCUUUAAUAUACACUAUAGUCUGUCUGCAAUUUUGAACGAAAUGAGGCAUAUUCUUCACAAACUUUAAUUUUUCUGUGGAGAGUUUAAUGAUAAGUCAUAUUGACUGCUUUUAACAUGGCAGGUGUAGUUUUAGUGAGAAGUAAUGUAUCA
Molecule: messenger RNA, 2403 nt
Organism: Monopterus albus (swamp eel)
Lineage: Eukaryota; Metazoa; Chordata; Actinopteri; Synbranchiformes; Synbranchidae
Gene: angptl4
Product: angiopoietin-like 4
Exons: 7
Coding region: 118-1509 (463 amino acids)
Biological process (GO): blood coagulation
Source: RefSeq, a predicted model, not a curated record